This is a messenger RNA of Symbiodinium natans, 1452 nucleotides long. The record is from the annotation of a GenBank genome assembly. NCBI's taxonomy places the organism in Eukaryota, Dinophyceae, Suessiales, Symbiodiniaceae.
AUGCAUUGCCGCGGCGUGCAAACUGCAGCGCCAAGCGAUGGCGCGGCCAUUGGUCAUUUGGCCAAGGAGGGCCAGUGGCUCCAUGCAUUGCACUACUUUGCAGAGGCCAAGACGCAGCAGGGCAGUGUGGCGAUGGCAUCCUGUCGUGGUGCCAUCCGCGCAUGCAAGCAGGCUGCCGCCUGGGAUUGGGCGCUCGCCACACUCGGCGCCGCCAAAACUGACCCUGCUUGCGCUGCUGCGGCCCUCGUGGCCUGCAGGAACAGGAACAAGUGGAUUCGCUCAGCAAGCCUCUUGAUGGACAUGUUCUCCUUGGCCAUGAAGGUUGACAUUGCCAGCUGCACUGCUGCAGCCUCUGCAGCUUCCGAUGCAGGUUGUUGGUCCAGGGCACUUUCCAUUCUGUGCAAUGCUGCGGCUUCACGAUUGGUUCUGGAUGAGAAAAGCUUCCUCACCACCUACCAGCUCCUGCAGCAGUCGGGGAAAGACGCGUUGAACAUGAUCCUCGAUUUCGAGGAGCUCACCUCAGCCCAGUUUGCUACCUUCAUGCCAUGGGCCUUGGCUUCCAUGGGCACAUCCAGUCCUGAAGAAAUGCACAGAGCCAUGGCCGAGGCGGCUGCCACGAUCCGGCACGGAGCGCUAGACCCGACGUCCUUGGCCAGCCUAUGGUGGUCGAGCUCGAUGAUGGGUGCGACGAAUCCUUCCUUUGUGAGCACUUUGAGCACGCAUGCCCGACGGCAAGUCCAUGAAUUUCGCUUCCAAGAACUGUUGAUGGUGCUCUGGGGCGCCUGUGGCAGUGCAAAGGAUCAGGAAGUGCAAAUAGUUUUCCAGCGGGAAGUUGCGGAGAGGCUGUACAAGUUCGACUGGGCGAGCCUGCCCAAACGAAUGCAAGUUGCACGAGCACUGGACACGUUGGGUUCUUUGUGGGCCUGUGCCUUCUCUGGCACCCUGACCGUCAAUGCCCGCAGUCGAAUUCGGGCCGAGCUGCUCCGAUUCGGAGGUCUAUUGGAUCGUAUCCAGGGGACGUACUUUCCAAAGACUCCAGGUGGCCUGCGCCCAUUGCAUGACGAUAUGCAGCCUGCUGUUGUAUUCGAUGCCUGGGACCGAGUGGUGCUGUUCAAGCCUGCCGACUAUGAAGUUCACGACGAAAACUCUGAUCUUCCACAAGUGUCGAUGUUCAUGUCGGCCAUGUUUUGCAACAAACUGCCCAUUCUCUACGAUGACGAGCUCGGACAUGGUUUCCUCCAUCGCUUAGACGUUCCAAGCUCUGGACUAAUCUUGGCCGCAAAAUCAUUCGAAGCGUACUACGACCUGCAGGUGCAUCAGUCAAUUACGCAGGUUGUCGAGCGGUCGGCUCGCUGCUUUCUACCUUCCGCCGACCCGAAGUUUUUACACUAUUGCGAGAGAAGAUGUUAUUCAACAUGUCCAGUGCCAUUCAGCGCCAUCUCAAUUGGUUAA